AUGGCAAAUCAUAGUGAAGAUCUCUCUCAAUUAAACAUUUCGAUAGAGGAAAAGGACAAGCUUGUUGCAGAAGUGAUCCGCUACGUGCUUUUCAAAAAUCACCAGAAUUCAGGGUGUCCGAUCAAGAGAGAUGAGCUAACACAAAUUGUUACUAAAAACUACAAGCAGCGUACGCUUCCUGCUGUUGUCAUUGAUGAAGCUAAACAGAAGCUUGCCGGCAUUUUCGGAUUCGAAAUGCGCGAGCUUCAAAGGGCUCGCCCUUCCUCAACCAAUCAGGGUCGUGUUUCUUCCCAGCAAAGUGUUGCUGAUGCUAAAUCGUAUGUUCUUAUAAGCCAACUACCUGCUGAUGUUUAUAGGAAAUAUGUUGAGGAUGUAAACACUGCGCAUUUGACUGGUUUUACUUUUGUCGUGAUUAGUAUUGUGCACCUUGCUGGAGGCAAAAUCCCAGAGGAAAAUCUUUGGCAUCACUUGAAGAGAAUGGGAUUAUUUGAAAAUGAUGAAAGUCAUCCUACCCUUGGAAACAUCAAGCAAGCAUUGGAUACGCUUGUCCAGCAAAGAUAUUUGCAGAAAGACAAAAUUAGUGGCCCUGAAGGCAACACUUUGGUUUAUGAGCUAGCUGAGAGAGCUCUAGAUGGACCAGUUUGUGAGAGAGUUAAAGAAUACAUAUCACAGAUUAUGAAAAGAGAUGUAGCCUCUGUGUUCCAUAUCCUGGUAAAUGGAUGGCAACUCAUUUUGAGCGAUGCUUCCAUGCACAUUGCUGUUCCAUCCCCUUGCACUCUAGAAGUUGGAAUUUGCAUCUCCAUGUUAGAGCUGACUGGGGCAAUCAGCAGUUUAUAUUGCCAACUUGCUUUGAUUAUCUAUGUUUUGGGUGACUUGUAUUAG
Dovyalis caffra is the source of this 882-nucleotide messenger RNA. Lineage: Eukaryota; Viridiplantae; Streptophyta; Magnoliopsida; Malpighiales; Salicaceae. The record is from the annotation of a GenBank genome assembly.